Messenger RNA from Musa acuminata AAA Group (dessert banana), 1365 nucleotides. RefSeq lists its product as uncharacterized. The transcript has 5 exons. NCBI's taxonomy places the organism in Eukaryota, Viridiplantae, Streptophyta, Magnoliopsida, Zingiberales, Musaceae. Bases 225 to 887 code for a protein of 220 amino acids. The record is from RefSeq and is a predicted model, not a curated record.
AUUGCAAUUUUUAAGGACAAAAUUUGUCAUUCUAAUUCUUAAUAGAGACCCAAAGAAACCAAAAUAUCAAUUGACGUUAAUACCCUCAAGGAAGCGUAAGCGUUGACAUCGUUGUUAGGGGCAUUAAGGAAAACACGCAUGACCAUCACGGGACAAAAGAGCAUUGACAGGUGCGGCGGUGCUCCGACCCGUGCCCUGCGUCGCCGUAGCUUCGCGUUCUCCCCAUGUUGCGAGGGGUCGUCCGGCGGCAGCCGCCGCCCUUGGGCGGUUUCAGCCUCCAGCAGUUGCGGUGGGGGCGCCCAGGCAUGCCACGCGUCCCGCCGCUGGGCAAGAAGGGCGUGGAGGGGAAGUCGGAGUGGUGGGCGGUGGACGGGGAGAUGCACGAGAUCGGCGAGCACGUCCCUCACCGCGAGCGGUUUCUCAUCCCGAGGGACAACCUCCCCAACAAGCGCCGCAAGCAGAUGCGGGAGCAGUUCAUGCGCCGCACCCGCCUCGUCCUCAAGGAUUCGGAGCAUGAACCUUGGUGUAAAAAGUACAUGGAAUUAUAUCAAGAGCUUAGGGAGAAUUGGGAAAGGCUUUACUGGGAUGAAGGCUAUUCGAAAAAGAUUGCACAAGAUCAUGCCAAUUAUGAAUCUUCCGAAGAUGAUGAUUUGGACUUUUCACCAUACAGGCAAAGGCAAUCACAUGCCGAGCUAAAUAAGGAACAAGGUCUCCAGGGAAAUGAAACACGGCAAAGGGUUAGCCAAGUACGUGAUAAAUUUGAAUAUGACAGAGAAAGAAGAAUGAGGGACAGAGCAUUUGCUCCUAUGAAUACGGAUAAUAAUUUUAACUUCCAAGAUCGAAGUUCAAGGGUUCGGCCUUUCAAUGCCAAGAAGUUCUUCCCUUAGCCUUUCAGAGACUGAGCAAUUGGCACCCAACGGGUAGUGUGUCUCAAGGUUCCUUGUGUUCACAGUUUCAGCUUCUGACAAGUAAAAAGCAGUUUUUCUCAUGGCAAUCAUGGAUGCUUCUAGUUAUAUUCAGCUACAAAAAUCAAGGUGAAAAAUCAUGGAACUCUCACUGCUUGAAGCAACAUCCUUCAAUCUAAUUCCUCUACUUGGAUAGAGGAUGAUGUAACUGUUAUCCAGCUUGGUCGGGCUGCUUUUACGAAACUGACUUUUAAGUUUGCAAGCCCUACUGUCAUCUUUUUCGCUAUUUUACUAAACAUGAGAAAUAGUAGCCUGUUAUGUGUCUCUUUCUGUCUGGCAACCACUCUUAGAUUCUAGAAAAGCAAUAUUUAGAUCUAGUGGAAAUAAAAGGAAAAUGUGAUGCUUAUCAGAAUUUGCUAAAUUUUGCAGCACAGUUAUUUAACCAGUUCAAUUUGUUUCA